Molecule: messenger RNA, 595 nt
Organism: Brassica oleracea var. oleracea
Lineage: Eukaryota; Viridiplantae; Streptophyta; Magnoliopsida; Brassicales; Brassicaceae
Product: non-specific lipid-transfer protein 12-like
Exons: 2
Coding region: 34-393 (119 amino acids)
Biological process (GO): lipid transport
Cellular component (GO): membrane
Molecular function (GO): lipid binding
Source: RefSeq, a predicted model, not a curated record
AAAACAAUUAAUUCAAAACAAUAAAAACAAAAAAUGGUGUUCCCUUCACAGAUCACCACAUGCCUCCUCGUCCUAGCCGUCUACAUGGCAGCCCCAUCAGAGUCAACCAUAACGUGUGGGACAGUGACAAGCACACUGGCACGGUGUAUAGGCUACUUGACCAACAGUGGUUCAUUGCCAUCAGACUGCUGCGUUGGAGUCAAAUCAUUGAACCAAAUGGCUCAGACCACACCGGACCGCCGACAAGUCUGUGAGUGCCUAAAAUCUGCGGCUAAGGAUAUCACUGGCCUCAACACCGACCUUGUGGCCACACUCCCUACAACUUGUGGUGUUUCAGUUCCCUACCCCAUUCGUUUUAGCACCAAUUGUGACACUAUAUCGACUGCCGUGUGAAGGAGGCUAGAGAUGUACGACUAAUCAAAGUUGCAAGCUUUUAACCUUUUUUUUUUUUUGUAACAGCAAGCUUUUAACCUAAAUAAUAAGUUUCAUGCUGCUAUUUCCCAUUUUAUGAGUUCAUUCUCAUUAUGUAAUCACCCAUUUCAUAUGGUAAUAACUUCUACUAAUUAAUAACGAAAAAGGAACUAUUUUCGCUCUG